CCAUCCAGUAUAUAUAGAUAAGAUAAAGAUGGUCAUCUAUGCCAUCAAACCCUGAAAGCUACGGCAAGUCUUCGGCCGUCACUGGUAUAUCAUCAGAAAUGGAAACUGUGAAGCUCCAGCGAAACGCUCCCUGCCACGUAGUGACGCUGCCGUACCCUGGUCGAGGCCACAUCAACCCCAUGAUGAAUCUCUGCAAGCUUCUCGUUUCGAAACAACACGACAUCCUCAUCACCUUCGUCGUCACCGAAGAGUGGCACGGCUUCGUCGGAUCUGACCCUAAACCCGACAACAUCCAGUUCGCUACGGUCCCCAACGUCAUACCCUCCGAGAUCGGCCGGGCCAAGGACUUUCGGGGAUUCGUGGAGGCCGUGAACACCAAGCUGCAAGAGCCGUUCGAGCUACUUCUGGACCGGCUCGUGCCGGAGGCGAGCGUUAUAGUUGCGGAUACAUACGUGGUUUGGGCCGUAAGCGUUGGGAAUAAGAGGAAUAUUCCGGUGGCUUCGCUUUGGACGAUGUCAGCCUCUGUGUUCUCGACGUUUGAUCACGUCGAGCUGCUCAAAGAAAACGGCCACUUUGCUGCUGAUGUGUUAGUCCGUGGAGAUGAAGUAAUAGACUACAUUCCUGGAAUCUCCACCACACGCUUGGCUGAUCUUCCCACUAUAUUAUAUGGAGAUGGUUUGUCUACCCUCGACAGAGCCCUUGAAGCUGUUUCCAGCACUCACAAAGCACAGUACCUCUUGUUUACUUCAUUUUACGAGCUUGAGCCUCAAGUCUUUGACGCACUAAAAGCCAAAUUCUCUUUACCUGUCUACCCUAUUGGCCCAAGCAUUCCACACUUCGAGCUUUCAAAAAAUCCUCAUGGUAAUGACCUAAUCUAUCUGCAGUGGCUAGACUCUCAACCCAGGAGCUCUGUUCUCUACAUAUCUCUGGGAAGCUUCUUGUCUGUUUCAAACGCCCAAAUGAACGAAAUCAUUGCCGGAGUAAAGAACAGCGGUGUUAGGUUCUUUUGGGUGGCGCGUGGGGAUGCUUCUAAGCUCAAAGAUGGUGUUGGUGACAUGGGCUUGGUGGUGCCUUGGUGUGACCAAUUGAGGGUGUUGUGCCACCAGUCCAUUGGAGGGUUUUGGUCGCAUUGUGGUUGGAACUCAACUCAAGAAGCUGUCUAUGCUGGUCUUCAGGUUCUUACUUGCCCUAUAUUUAUGGACCAAAUCCCAAAUGGGAAGCAAAUUGUGGACGACUGGAAGAUCGGGUAUAGAAUGAAGAAGGAUAAAGUUGGAGGUGGAGACUUGGUUGCCAGAGAAGAGAUUGCAGAGCUUGUGCAUUGGUUUAUGGAUGUUGAAAGCAAUGAAGGGAGGGAGAUGAGGAAAAGAGCAAAACAACUCCAAGAGACUUGUCAUGGAGCAAUUGCAAAGGGUGGUUCUUCAGACUCCAAUCUUGAUGCUUUUAUCAAGGAUAUUUCGAGAUGUUAAUUACUUAACUAUAUUGCUUAAUUAAUUAAGCUCAAACAUUUCAUAUUUUCUACUAACUCUUUGCGGAAGUAAAUUUGUCACUCACUGUUGAUACGUCCACCUUCUAAUAAGAUACCACAUAUCCAUUUUUUUACUACAAUCUAACUAAGGUUAACACUCUUAUAUUUUUCUUUUCUAAUUAUUUAGAGGAAAUAAUUAUGAUUAAAUUGUUAAUUUCCUUCUUCUAAUUAAUCUGAUCAUUACUAUUCCAUCUAUUCUUUCCUCUCUUUUUUUGUUCUUUGAUAAAGAAAAAAAACCAUGACCUUGAAAAUAAGGGAUUAUCUCUAACCUAAUAUUGACCAUGACCUGAAAAGGAAAGCAUUGAUUAUUUCACUACUAGAGAAAACCCUUUUGGAGACAAUUUCUUUUGGGACAAACAAAAUUUUUGUCCCCCAUACAUGUGAUUAGAGACAAAAAAAUAUAUUCCGCCUCUAAUAGUUUUGUUAUAAAAAUCUCCAUCUCACUCUAGUAGGAGACAAAUAAGGUGACAACAAAUAUCCAUCUCAAAACUAAGAGGGAAAUAUUAUGAUUUAUUUUGUUAAGAAAAAAGAGACCCUUGUGAAAAAAAAUUAUACUUUUAUGUAAAUAUUCUUUAUAGUGAUACUGGGAAACUAUAUCUAUAAACAAGGACGAAGCAGUAAAUUUGACAUAAAAAUUAUGUUAAAAACCUAAAGAUGAUUUAGCGGAGGUGAGUGUUCUAGAUUUCGUUGAUUCGUUCAAAUCUCUAGAUUUAGGGUUUUCUAAACCAUACAAUGGGAGCAACAGGUAGCCACAAGAUCCAAUAUUAAAAUCUGAAAACCAACGGAGGAGACUUCAUGUGUCCAUAUAACUCCACCGCCAAGAACACUGAUCAAGCUUCAGCCUGAAAAUUCACCGCUGAAUAUUUCGGUGAGAACUAUACUACGAAUUAGUUCUUCAGAAGCUUUAGAGUGCAGAAGCUACUCAUUUUGGCGAUUGGUUUGAUUGGGGUCUUAUCAGGGACUUUUGACAGAUUCAACUCCAGGCUUUUAAGAACAUUCAUUUCAGAUUUAACUCCCCCCCCCCUCCUUAUAAUACAGGUCGAUGGUCAUCAGGAACCAUAAAAAAAGUUUGGCCCAGAGUCUUUCAGGAGAUCGCAAAUUGAAAGGCAACAUGUUAGUGAUGCUCUGAUGAAAUGUGUAACAAUUGAUGAUCUAGGAUUUAAUGAAGGAAUGCCAAUUGCAGCAAUCACUAUAUACAAAUGUCUUGUCCACUGGAAGUCAUUUGAAGCAGAAAAACUAGUGUAUUUGACCAGCUUAUUCAGAUAAUUGGCUUAGCAAUAGAGGAAUAUGUCGUGCAUUUCAAUAUAUUGAUAUUGAAAAGAUAGAGGCAAGACAUUACAAGGAAAUUAUUUUUGAUAUUUUUCAACUUAUAAUACCUUGGGGUUCAUUUAGCUAGCAUGGCUCCCUUUUUUGGUGUGCUGGAUCUUUUCUAGUCUGAGACUAAAGGUUGGUCAUCGGUUACGGCUUUGAAAUUGCAGGGCAAACAGACAGCUGGGCAGAUCUAUCUGUAAUAAGAGCUUGUCUUUGAUCUUUUGAUGUAUCACUCUCAUUGCAGGUGUGAUUUGGAAGAUGGUAUUGACAGUAGAGGAGCUGGAAGUCAAGUUUUUGAUCUAUGCAAAUGUGGCCUACGUACCUGUGAUGAUGGUAUUGAUGAGAUUAGAAUGCUGAAGACAAGGACGUUGGCUAGUUAUAUGCAUAAUGCAUAUAUAUGUGUAUACAUAAGUUAACUAUUUUUAUCCACACAUGGAUGUUCUUAGUUGCAGAUUUUAUUUCUGGUUGAAGAUCUAUGUAAGAUAUUUGUAAAAGUGCUCAAGUUGUUUAUGAGUAUGGGCUAAUUCAGAAGCUGAUUUUCUGUUAGUCUCUUCCGUUUAUGGGCUUGAAAGCCAAGUCAUUGAUGU
Molecule: messenger RNA, 3423 nt
Organism: Argentina anserina (silverweed cinquefoil)
Lineage: Eukaryota; Viridiplantae; Streptophyta; Magnoliopsida; Rosales; Rosaceae
Product: UDP-glycosyltransferase 87A1-like
Exons: 10
Coding region: 39-1466 (475 amino acids)
Molecular function (GO): UDP-glucosyltransferase activity
Source: RefSeq, a predicted model, not a curated record